Molecule: messenger RNA, 984 nt
Organism: Guillardia theta CCMP2712
Lineage: Eukaryota; Cryptophyceae; Pyrenomonadales; Geminigeraceae
Exons: 6
Coding region: 1-984 (327 amino acids)
Biological process (GO): small GTPase-mediated signal transduction
Cellular component (GO): cytoplasm
Molecular function (GO): GTPase activator activity
Source: RefSeq, a predicted model, not a curated record
AUGUGCAAACUUGGAGCAAAUCGAGGGGUUGUGAUCGGAUUUUCGGCUGACAUCAUUGUGCCAUGGAACAGGAUUAUCCACAAGUGCACUGGAUGGAUCGUCAAGGACAAGAAGAGGAUAGAAACAGAGGGAAUAUUCAGAAUCAGCGGGUCCGUAGCAAAGAUCCAAGUGCUCGUGGAAAAGAUGCAGAAGGAGAUCUCCUCCUCCAAGAAUCGCGUGGAGCUGGACAAUGAGGACGUGCAUACGGUAGCAGGGGCGAUGAAGCGAACUCUGAUUGACCUGGAGCCUCCCCUCAUCACCCCCAAGAUCUUCGACGACCUGAUCGAGGCCAUCUCCAACUCCGCGAGCAUCACGCAGAUGCUGUCAACCUUCCGGAGGCUGAUCUGCUCACUCUCCGAGACGAGGAUCGAGAUCCUCCGCACCGUACUGCGCUUCCUGCGGGAGGUGGUGAAGCACAAGGUAGAGAACAAGAUGAGCGCUGCGAACCUCUGCAAGGUCUUCGCAGCUUCCAUCCUAAGGCAUCCAGACAGCCUCAAGACAGCGCUGAAUCUCGGCUGCGGGAGGCUGCCAAAGGUCGCCCUUGCGCUCCUGGUCUCGGACUGCAUCUUGGAGUCGACGUUUCACCCGGAGGAGAUGAGGCCUUGCAGGGACGGCGAGCUCGGGGACAUCCUAAGUCACGAGUUCCACAUGUUCGACGAGGUUUCGAGCCCAAAGUUUGAAGCGAGGAGCAAGAGUCCUCCCACCUUCCCUGUGGCGUCCAAGGCGCAGGACGAGUGGGAAGACGUGAAGUCGAAUCGAGCUUCCAGCGAGCCUUCGUCGCCAGGGUUCAAGUUCAACUGGAUGGCACCCUGGCAGGAUGACGUGGCAGACUCAGAAGAGAUUGUACGUCAGCAUGCUGGUAGCUCUAAGAUCAAGGCACGAGAGGGUUCGGAGGACUCUGACGAUUUCGAGGAUGUUGGGGCCAGUCGGGGAGAGUAUGUCUGA